Molecule: messenger RNA, 805 nt
Organism: Helianthus annuus (common sunflower)
Lineage: Eukaryota; Viridiplantae; Streptophyta; Magnoliopsida; Asterales; Asteraceae
Exons: 2
Coding region: 56-805 (249 amino acids)
Source: RefSeq, a predicted model, not a curated record
ACACGGGAACGAGCAACGAAAGGAUGCGUUUUGGAGACGGGUUAUUAAUCAUUUUAUGAAACUUCCCGGUGCAAGGAUACGAAACAUGGACCAAAUGACGUCGAAGUGGACGGAUUUGAACGGGAAAAUUAGCAAGUUCAACGCUUGUUUCAUUCAAAAGAGCCGAAACCCACAAAGUGGAGCGAGCGAGGCGACGAUCAUGCAACAAGCCACCGCAGAGUAUUGCACAACGUACCAUAAGAGAACUUUUCCACACGUGGCGGCAUGGGAAGUUGCGAGACAUCACCCGAAGUGGGUCCCCGUUGAGUUGGUUGACACGCGUGGUCCUACGGCUCCAAAAAAACGAGGCGGUUCGAAAAGAUCAAAGACAUCCGAGUCGGGGAACUACACGACUUCCGCGUCGGAUAACUUGCCCCAAAUGAACUUAAACGACGACCCUCUUGACGAACCCGAUCAACCCCUUAACGAGCCCGUUGAGGAAGAUACACCCACAAGGCCACGACGCAGACGAGGUGGUGAAUCGUCAAGCAAAGGGAAGGAGGCGGUGGCGGAGUCGAUCUUUAGAAUCGAAGAGGAGAAAAUGACCCAAUUCAAGAAGGCCGAACAAAGAAAAGAAACAAUGAUGUCCCUAAAAGUUGAACGGGAGCAGGCGUACAAGGAACACUUGAAAACGAUUGAAAGACAAAAUGAUUUAAAAAUCUUGUGUGAAAACCACGCCCAUCUCGACGAACCGUUCAAGUCAGUUGUCAUUGAACAAAAGCGCGCGAUUUGCGCAAAGUGGGGUUGGGAGAUGCCACCGGUUUAG